Maniola jurtina (meadow brown) is the source of this 1603-nucleotide messenger RNA. It is a transcript of the gene Rbbp5, whose product is annotated as retinoblastoma-binding protein 5 homolog. Lineage: Eukaryota; Metazoa; Arthropoda; Insecta; Lepidoptera; Nymphalidae. Gene Ontology annotation, cellular component: Set1C/COMPASS complex. The coding region runs from base 156 to 1586 and encodes 476 amino acids. The record is from RefSeq and is a predicted model, not a curated record. The transcript is spliced from 11 exons. Gene Ontology annotation, molecular function: protein binding.
GUGAAAUGACAGAUCCAAAAUUUUGGCGUCGAUUUUGUAUUGUUUACUUUUUAAUAAAUACGAACUAUUUCUAUUAAUUAUAAGUUAAAUCACUGCUAGUAAAUAUGUUAAAUGCCUUUUGUAUACUAAAGUGAGUAAAUGACCAUAAAACAAUCAUGAAUUUAGAGUUACUCGAAUCUUUCGGCCAAAACUAUCCAGAGGAAUUUGAUGGUGCAUUAGACUCAAUAUCCUUGGCAGCAACAUGUGCGUUCAACAGACGAGGCACACUAUUAGCUGUGGGGUGUAAUGACGGCAGGAUAUUUAUAUGGGACUUCCUCACCCGAGGCAUAGCCAAGUCAAUAUCAGCACACGUCUACCCUGUAUGUAGCCUGAGUUGGUCUAGGAACUGUAAAAAGUUGUUAUCAGCGUCAACAGACCACAAUGUCUGUAUAUGGGAUGUCCUUACUGGGGAGUGUGAGCAACGGUACAGGUUCCCAACACCAAUACUAAGGGUACAGUUUGACCCAAGGAAUGACAAACGAUUCCUUGUAUGCCCCAUGAGACAUGCAGCUUUACUGGUUGACACAGAUGGUGACCAUAAGAUAUUACCUAUAGAUGAUGAUGGUGACAUAAACGUCAUAGCGUCGUUCGACCGGCGCGGCGACCACGUGUACACGGGCAACGCGAAGGGCAAAAUCCUCAUCCUCGAGCCGCAGUCGCUGCGCGUCAAGGCGAGCUUCAAAAUCACCGUCGGCACCUCCAGCACCACGGGGAUCAAGAGCAUAGAGUUCGCGAGACGCGGAGACUGCUUCCUUGUAAAUACUUCAGAUCGAGUAAUAAGAGUGUAUGACACAAACACGGUGGUGAAAUGUGGAAUCAACGGGGAGCCAGAGCCCAUACAAAAGCUGCAGGAUCUUGUCAACAAGACAACAUGGAAAAAGUGUUGUUUCUCCGGCGACGGCGAGUACAUAUGCGCGGGCUCGGCGCGACAGCACGCGCUCUACAUCUGGGAGAAGUCCAUCGGCAACCUGGUGAAGAUCCUGCACGGCACCAAGGGGGAACUGCUCCUGGACGUGGUGUGGCACCCCAUACGCCCCAUCAUAGCUAGCAUCAGUGCUGGCGUCGUAUCGAUCUGGGCCCAGAACCAAGUGGAGAACUGGUCCGCAUUCGCGCCGGACUUCAAGGAGUUGGACGAGAACGUGGAGUACGAGGAGCGAGAGAGUGAAUUCGACGUCGAAGACGAGGACCGCUCCGUAGACCAGGCUGGCGAGAGCCGCGAUGAUGAGGAAGUUGAGGUGGAUGUAACGACGUGCGAGCCGGUGGCCGCGUUCUGCAGUUCUGAUGAAGAAGGCGAAGACGAGAAUAUGCUCUCCUUCCUGCCCAUCGCGCCUGAGAUAGAGGACCCAGAGGACGGUUGGGCGGCCACGCAAGAGACGGUCACCCCCAGCGAGACGCCCGAGGUGCUGGAACCGGCGGCCAAGCGGACCAAGAGCAAAACAUACGACAUCUCACUCAAAAUCGCGCCUCCCGAACAAACGUUGCCAUUUGGAGGCAAGAACAAGCAGGCGGCGGGGAAUAAGAAAGUCGCCGGGAGACCUCGAAAAUAAAUUAUGUAAACAAUUUA